Molecule: messenger RNA, 1164 nt
Organism: Suillus subaureus
Lineage: Eukaryota; Fungi; Basidiomycota; Agaricomycetes; Boletales; Suillaceae
Exons: 4
Coding region: 190-1119 (309 amino acids)
Source: RefSeq, a predicted model, not a curated record
GUUUGAUGAAUUUCGUUCCUGGACUACGGAAUUGCUGUGAUCAGACAUUCCCACUGUCCCGCACGGUCAUAUUGAGUUGGUACGUCAACGGACACGAUUGCAAAAACGUUGCAUGUUGAUACCCAUCGCCCUACUACUUAUAAAGGACACAAGUGAGUCAGGGGUGGAGGGUAUUCACUAAUUUUUGAUAUGGCUAGCAAAAAUAUCUCCAGUACAAGCUAUGCCGAUUCCAGUGGCCCACUGGUUGACACAAAGCUCCACGUGCGCUCACUGCCUGAUGGCACAGAGUUUCAAGUGAGCCGCCAUGCUAUUGAAGCAUGUGAGGUGUUCCGGAAUAUGUUUGCAUGCUGUGACCACGGUUUCGAAUUAGUGGGUGAUAACGACGAGCGUGGGCCCCAGGAAGCAGUUCUCGACUUGGAUGAAACGGAGCAUGCUUUAGCAACUUUGUUCCGCCUCAUUCAACAACCCCCCGACCCUCCCUUGAUGGAGAAUUCAGAUGGAACGAGACCUCGUUUCAAAUUUGACGCAGGCUCAGUUAUCCCGUUCCCGGUUCUUCCGUCCAUGCUUCAUCUGGCUGAUAAGUAUGGGCUCCCGGAAACAAUCACAUGUUCACUGCAUUUGCACGUGCAAGCCAAUGCUUCAACGAAUCCGCUCCCCGUGUAUGCAUAUGCCACAGCAAAUAACUUGCCGAAGAUUGCGGCAGAGGCAAGCGCCCACCUCCUACACCCCCCAUUAUCGUCAUACACCAAAGAGGAUAUACAAAUUAUUCCCACUGUCACCGCAUACCAUGAGCUUCUGAGGCUCCAUGAAUACCGGAAAUAUAAACUGCGAGAUAUCCUGCUGAAUGAGGAUAUAUUUCCGCACGGAUACGGCACUUGCCCUGUGCACAAGCAGUGGGUCACUCAGCUCUGGGAACAGAAGCGGGUGUACCUGGCCACCCAAAUCGAAGCAGCUACUGAUAUAGCGGGGGAGAUGCGUGACUUGGCUGGCCAGCUUUCGUCUUGCCCCCUGUGUCACAAAGCUUUGACAGCUGCUGUGGAUAUGCUUCAGUAUAAAUGUCGAAGAGUUGCAAGAACUGUAGAUUACGUGCCACAGGAUUACUGGCUCGAUGCAAUCUAAUAAGUAAUAAGAGGAUAUCUGGAUAACAUGUAAGGUAGCACGUGC